Eufriesea mexicana is the source of this 458-nucleotide messenger RNA. RefSeq names its product blocked early in transport 5 (gene Bet5). The transcript has 3 exons. Gene Ontology annotation, cellular component: TRAPP complex. NCBI's taxonomy places the organism in Eukaryota, Metazoa, Arthropoda, Insecta, Hymenoptera, Apidae. Bases 21 to 458 code for a protein of 145 amino acids. Gene Ontology annotation, biological process: endoplasmic reticulum to Golgi vesicle-mediated transport. The record is from RefSeq and is a predicted model, not a curated record.
GAGAGAAAACUGAUAGUAUUAUGACAAUUCACAAUUUAUACAUAUUUUCCAAAAAUGGAACAUUACUAUAUUAUGCAGAAUGGAAUAGAUUACACAAAUCUGGAAUUACGAAAGGAGAGGAAGCAAAAUUAAUGUAUGGAAUGUUAUUUUCUAUAAAAUCCUUUGUAAGUAAAAUAUCUCCAUUGGAUCCAAAAGAAGGAUUUUUGUAUUACAAGACAACCAAGUAUACGUUACAUUAUUUGGAAACUCCAUCUGGAUUAAAAUUUGUGUUAAAUACUGAUAAUAUUACGCAAAAUGCUAGAGAAUUAUUACAACAAUUGUAUAAAGAAGUUUAUUUAGAAUAUGUUGUGAAAAAUCCUCUGUGUCAAUUAAACGAACCUAUUCAAAGUGAAUUAUUUAAACUAAAAGUUGAUGAACUAUUUAAAAAAUCCCCGUUGUUUUUAGGUAGAUCUAUAUAG